GAUCUUCUGGAAAGCUGUGCUCUAUGUGACUCCUGCCAGUUCUCCAUUGGCAUAAUCAAUAGUCACAAUCAAGAGUUUCCCAAUAAAUUGCCAAUAGCUGAUUUGCUUGAAUGGAGGAAAAGCCUUAGUAUGUGAAGCCUAUGGUGAUCUCUAUAUAGCAAUGAAUAGAGAGAGAGAUGAAUACUGCCUCAAAGCUUUUGUUCUUCAGUGUUUCUUUGUGAGAUAGUAACACUUUCCUCUUGUGAUAUCAUUUUAGGUUUUUUGAAAUACAUUUUCUAAAAAAAGACCCAAAGCAUGUCAAAAAACUACUACCAUGGAAAUUUCAUAAAUACUACCGUGUGAAAGAACCCUUCUGCUCAGAAAAUACAGUGUAUCUUCAGACAUCUUAGGGAAGUUCCAGAAAGAACAGCAGGUUGUUUGUUAUGUCUUUGGCUGAUACCACAAAAUCACAUUCUGAUGAGCAUUUCCCGAUGGUGGAAUUAGAAAAGAGAAGGAAGUCUGGAGAGUGCAGGAGACACUCGGUCACAGGGGAUUUGUCCAGGACCGGCAGGACUUCCAGUGGGAGUGUGGAAUACAGCAGGUCCCAAUGCUCCUGCAGAAGUCUAAAUUCUCACUGUGACUAUUCAGAAGACUUUCUCUCUGAGGCUUCAGAAGCAGGCAUUAACAGAAAAUAUUUAGAACAUCCUGUGGUAAAAGAAAAGGAGAAGAAAAUGCAUAAUGUUUCUAAAAUCUCCCUGUCCAAAGGCAAGAAGGAAACCACAGGUGAAAAAAAGCACACCUGGAAUGCAUCAUUUUUCACUUCUCAACUCAGUAUGAUUACACAAAAAAGAAAUGCAAUGGCCCAACGAAUACUCUCAGCAAGACUUCAUACAAUUAAAGAACUGAAAAACGAAUUAACUGACAUGCACCGGAAGCUGGAAGCUGUCGUCAUAGAAAACCAAUUUCUGAAACAGCUUCAGGUAAGGCACUUGAAAGCCAUAGGCAAAUACGAGAAUUCCCAAAACAAUCUGCCUCAAAUUACAGCCAAACACCAGAACGAGGUGAGGAAUUUACGGCAGCUCCUUAGGAAGUCACAAGAGAAGGAAAGAACUGUGUCCAGAAAGCUCCGAGAAGCUGACAGCAAGCUGCUGAAGACGAGGGACGCCCUCCAGGCCCUGCAGAAGCUUUCUGAAGACAAAAACCUGGCAGAGAGAGAGGAACUGACACACAAAUUGUCUCUCCUCACCACCAAGAUGGAGACAAAUGACAAAAAAAUACAGAGCUUAGAAAAACAAUUGAGGCUGAACAACAGCGCCUUUGGCCGGCAGUUGGCUAUUGAAAAUCGGAAGACAGCAGCAGCUCAAACUGAGACAAAGACUCUGCAAGUGGAGGUGAAACACCUGCUACAAAAGCUUAAGGAGAAAGAGCGUGAGCUUGAAAUUAAAAAUAUCUAUACUAAUCGGAUACUUAAAAACUUACAUGAAAAAGAAGAUUACCCAAAAGCUUCUUCUACAAAAUCAGUCCAAGCAGACAGAAAAAGCUUGUCAUUUACAAUUAUGAGACACAAAGAAACCCAAAAAUCAGAUGACUUUCCACCUUUGAAAACUAAGUUACAGAGUAAAAAGACAAGAAACACUGAUCAUAAAGAAAAAUCAGCUGAAAUAAACUGUGAAAUUCCUCCAGUUAUCAGUAAACUACCAAGACUAGAGGAAUCUAAAAGGAAAUAUGAAGAUUUAUCAAAGGCAGAAGAAAUGCAAGGACUACUGGAGAACACUAGGAGACAUAAAGAGAAAAGGGAAGAGCAAGAAAAGAAAACCAUCUUAGAGGAACAAGAACCAUCCCCAAGAAUUCCAGCACCUCAUCCUGAAAGUAGAGGCCAUCAGGAAGAUGAAGCAGCCAAGGAAAAGCUGUGUUCACAAAUGAGUGACAGGGCCGAGGCCCCGGACACAUUCGUGGUUCCCAGCACCAAGAUGGUCUUCCGCCACAGGAAGCACUACUCCUUCACAGAGGCCACGGAGAACCUGCACCAGGGCCUCCCCACCUGCCCAGGGCCGGCCCACCCUGGUAGCACACGGUGCCUGGCAGGCGGCCGACACCGCUGCCAUGUAGAGGAGAUGAGACCGGAGCAGGAGGCCAGCAGCUACGAGCCCGCCCCUGCUGCGCCUUCCCGAACCAAGGUAGAAGACACUGCAUUCCAAAUCAGGAAAAACUGUCUGAUGGAAGAACUCUUUGGGUCUGGCUCUGUCUUAAAGCAAGACCAGAGCAGUCCUGUGGCUACAGAGGGCUUGGAGGAGCCCCUGAAAAACAAGGCCUCGCAUCACCUAUCUCCUGGUCAGGCCUCUGCCAACAACGCCUUUGGAGACUCAAACGUUACUGUGGUAAACUCCAUGAAGGCCUCCUCACCUACAGAAGAGAAAAGAAAAAUUAUUAUUUAAAUAUAACCAAUGCCCAGGACAUUCUGGUGUGGUGUACGAGCUCCUAGAUGCUGGCAAUCUCACCAUUUCAACACGUGAGAGGCGCACACAUGUAUGGGUGUCUCAGUGCUUGAACUGCCUUUGGAUAAAUUGUUUUAUUUCUAAUCUAACAAAAAAAAUCCACUGUAUAUUAGU
Molecule: messenger RNA, 2588 nt
Organism: Dipodomys ordii (Ord's kangaroo rat)
Lineage: Eukaryota; Metazoa; Chordata; Mammalia; Rodentia; Heteromyidae
Gene: Lca5l
Product: Leber congenital amaurosis 5-like
Exons: 8
Coding region: 423-2414 (663 amino acids)
Biological process (GO): intraciliary transport
Cellular component (GO): axoneme
Source: RefSeq, a predicted model, not a curated record